AUGGCUUCCCCGGAAGAAGCAGUUCUCUACAGGCAGCAGGGCCGCGUCGCCAUCAUCACCCUCAAUCAGCCCAAGAAACUCAAUGCCAUGUCACAGCCCUACUACUACCGUAUUUCCUGCCUGCUCCGGGACAUCGCCGAGAACCCCGAUAUCAGCGUGACUGUGCUCACAGGCACAGGCCGAUUCUUUUCGGCUGGUGCAAAUGUCAAUUCCACCAGACCUGGUGUAGGACCGGGCUUGGACAAAGACGCCGCACGUAAUGAUAUCUUGAAGGGGUUUGUGAGCAACAACUUGGACAUUACACGCUCCUUCUAUACCCACCCGAAGAUCCUAGUCGCUGCCUUGAACGGGCCGACAGUGGGGCUGUCCGCUGCCUUGUUGGGCUUCUGCGACUUUAUUUAUGCCGCUCCGCACACAUUCCUGUUGACGCCUUUUUCCUCGCUCGGACUGGUUGCAGAGGGCGGCGCGAGCGCUGGACUCGUGCAGCGCAUGGGUUUGGCAAAGGCCAACGAAGCGCUCAUCAUGUCCCGCAAGAUCCCAUGUGACGAGCUCGUGGCAUGUGGCUUCGUGAACAAGGUCUUCUCUGGAAAAGACCAGAACGACUCCGAAGGUUUCCUGAAACAGGUGUUGGCGGAAAUUGAUGAUAAAUUGGGCGACCACCUCAACCAAGAGUCCAUUCUGAAGAUCAAGGGGUUGAUCCGGCGGCCCUACUUGGAAGGUCUUGAGGCUCAAGGAGUUAGGGAGGUUAUGGAGGGCAUGCUGAGGUUUGUCAAGGGAGCUCCGCAGGAAGAAUUCAAGAAGAUUGCGAGUGGACAGAAGAGACAUAAAUUGUAA
Messenger RNA from Cladophialophora psammophila CBS 110553, 834 nucleotides. RefSeq names its product enoyl-CoA hydratase. The coding region runs from base 1 to 834 and encodes 277 amino acids. Gene Ontology annotation, cellular component: peroxisomal matrix. Gene Ontology annotation, biological process: fatty acid beta-oxidation. The record is from RefSeq and is a predicted model, not a curated record. NCBI's taxonomy places the organism in Eukaryota, Fungi, Ascomycota, Eurotiomycetes, Chaetothyriales, Herpotrichiellaceae. The transcript has a single exon.